GGUAUAUUAAAGAGCAAACAAGAGGGAACAUCAGACAGAAAUCAUGGGUGCUUUCCUCCCUUGGUACACCUUCACUGCUGUCAUUCUCCUGGCUAUUCAUGGAGGUUUGUGUAUGGAUAUCAUUGGAGGAAGUGAAGUAGCGCCACACUCAAGACCAUUCAUGGCCCAAAUCAAGGGACGAAGAGGAAUUAUUUGUGGAGGAGCUUUAAUUAAGGAAAACUGGGUGUUAACAGCUGCACACUGUAAAACGAAAAAAAGCAAAGUUAUUCUUGGAGCCCAUUCAUCAAAAAAAAGAGAAAAAGAACAGCAAGCUUUUCAGAUUGCAAAACAUAUUCCUCAUCCAUGCUACGACCCAAGUACCAAGGAAAAUGACAUUAUGCUGCUUCAGCUUCAGGGAAGAGCAAAACUUAAUAAAGCUGUGCAAACAAUCCCCCUGCCAUCUUCAGAUUAUGAUCCUAAACCAGGAACAGUUUGCACAGUAGCAGGAUGGGGUAUGACUACAAGUCCUUUGAGAAAUCGUCCAGGCAAGCUCCCUUCUGCCCUGAUGGAAGUCAAUGUCACUGUCAUCAGGAGGGAAAUAUGCAACGAUGAAAAGCAUUAUAAUGGCAAACCUGUCAUAACAAAGAACAUGAUAUGUGCAGGAGCUGAGAAUAAGGAUUCAUGUCGUGGGGACUCUGGUGGACCUUUAAGAUGUAAUAAUAUUAUGAGAGGCAUCACUUCAUUUGGGAAGAAGAAAUGUGGCAAUGCUGAUGGCCCUGGUGUCUACACUCGACUCACAAAGCAACACCUUAAGUGGAUAAGGAAAACCAUAGGGGGGGCCUAGCAGAUUGGGUUUGGGCCGCAUGGUUUGUGUAAAUGAAAUGGGCUUUUAAAAACAGCUUCAGUAGUCUGGUAAAAGAGGUAUUCUCACACUGAGUUUCAGCAGCUUGAUGUAGUUCUGCUACAAUGGCAUUUAUAGCUUACACUGUCAGCCAUGGAGUCAUUUGGGGGUAUUUGGGGCUGAGGAUUCCAACAGCCCUGUAGUGCAUGUUCUUUCACACUGAGCUCUACACGGACUGGUACUUCAAAUCAAGAAUCUAAUCCUUGUUUGGGUCCUCACUCCUUAUUAAGUAUAUAUAGCACUCUUUUGUACCUGGACUUCUGAAAAUCAGUGGUGUGCUAUGUACAAGUACAGACACCUAAAAACUUUGUUUCUCUGCAGCAAAGCUCUUGGUUUUAUAGAUGUAGUGGAUUGCAAAGCUUCAGAAAAUUUAAUUGCAGCAAUUGUGGGGCAUAGGUAUUAAUUUUCUAACUGUCUUGUAUUUGAAACCUCUAGAUUUUAUCCCUUUACGUACUUUGCAUUUAAUAAAGCAAUGGCAAUAAAGA
Molecule: messenger RNA, 1365 nt
Organism: Zonotrichia albicollis (white-throated sparrow)
Lineage: Eukaryota; Metazoa; Chordata; Aves; Passeriformes; Passerellidae
Gene: GZMA
Product: granzyme A
Biological process (GO): proteolysis
Molecular function (GO): serine-type endopeptidase activity
Source: RefSeq, a predicted model, not a curated record